Rubroshorea leprosula is the source of this 1757-nucleotide messenger RNA. NCBI's taxonomy places the organism in Eukaryota, Viridiplantae, Streptophyta, Magnoliopsida, Malvales, Dipterocarpaceae. The record is from the annotation of a GenBank genome assembly.
ACAAAUUCAAAAGUCAUCGGCCUCCUUCCCUCUUCCGCCGACGGUGACUUCUAUCUCUCUCGGAGAAGAAGAAACGGUGAGGAGAGGAUAGUUCGGUCGGCAGGUCCGACGACAGAGCAACGGAGAGUUGGUGUUAGGUAGCUCGGCGUUUUUGCUUCCCUCGCUUUUACAUUCUUCUAUCUUUAGAUAAUUCAAAAGCACUGGAUAAUCUGGGGUGCUUGCUCCAAAGUUAGGGUUUUGAAAUGGAACCGCCAAUUGAUGAAGAUAUUACCGAAUGGAUACUCGAGUUCAUUCUCCGAGCAACUUCUGACGAAGCUUUACAGAAGAAACUCCUCUACGCGCUCUCGACCUCUAAUUCGCGCUUCCGCUCGCGGUUGACGAAAACGAUGGCUCUGCGCUCGAUUGAGUAUGAGAUCGAAGACGCAUUUAUUUCGGAGAGGAUUCUAGAAUGCCUUGAGAUCGUAGAUGAAGUGGAUCGAUUGCAAGGGCUUAGCAUUAUGGAUUCCAUGAAGAAGGCAUAUUGUGCAGUGGCAGUUGAGUGUACUGUUAAGUAUCUUGCUUCCAGUUCCAACAGGGACGGGAAGUUUCUCGAAGCCGUUAAGAGAAUAUGGCGGGGAAGAAUCGGAAAUCUAGAAAAAUCCAAGAUUAGCAAUUUGUUGACUGAGGAAUUGAUUGAAUUGCGGGAGGAAAUCGAGAAAGCUGUUUGGGAUGAAGGUGUUUGUACUACACUUCUGGAUAGAAAUACCCGAAAUGCUGCCUUGUUUUCGGUUAGGGCUUAUUUGGAGGAAGCAAUGCCAUCAAUGGGGCCAACAAUUCUGGAACUGGGUAGUAAGCUGAUGCGGACUGUUGGUGAUGAACAAUUGCAGCACAGAGUUAGUGAAGAAAAUAUUCAAGAGGGUGGGGAGUGUGUUGGUGAUGAGAGGGCUCCAGCAGUAAAAGAAAAAGAAAGGACAAGAUCACCUGAAGUUAGACAAGCGCUUGCAGCACUCAAAGCUAGUACUUUGGACUUACAAACAUCAGUGACAGACCCUCUACCUGAAGCUUUACGUGUGGCUGAAGUUAUAGCUUUGGAGAUGGCCAGGAAAAAUGGCACUGGAGAAGUAGUGGAUGCGGAGGAGGGUAACACUGAAUCUGGUGGGGCUAAGGAGGUUGGUACUGCAAUGCCAUCUUCCAGCCAUCCGAAUACCUCUAGACAAAGUUUAAUGGAGAGGAACAGCACUGCACGAACUUAUGAGUGGGAGGAUUCCAUUUAUGAUGAUGAUUCAACUGAAGGAAGAUCCAAGUGUAUUCGAUUGUCUAGUCCAAAGAAAACGGUUGUUUCUCCACUGAAGAAGGCAAAUGUCCCAAAAUUCGUGAGGAAAAGAAAGAUAAAGAGAUGGAGUUUACAAGAAGAGGAAGCUUUGCGGCUAGGUGUUGAGAAGUAUGGGGUAGGUAGUUGGAAAAUGAUUUUAAAAUCCAACCCUGAGGCUUUUGAUGAAAGAACAGAGGUGGAUUUGAAAGAUAAGUGGAGAAAUUUGACUCGAUAUCAACGGUAAGAAACAACAAUUGUAGGUAUUUUUUGUACCGCGUCUACCAACAUUGUAUUGUUCUUUUUUGUUACCAAGGGGGAAAUACAUAAGUAAUUAUGUUACACCCUGUCAGUAGCUAAUUUUACACAGUUCUCAUCUGUUAACUCAGUUGGAUAAGAAGAAAAUAUAUAACCAUGUUGCAAGAACUGUGAUCCAGUUGCACUACGACAAUAAUUAAUCCUUCAGCUA